Xenopus laevis (African clawed frog) is the source of this 3784-nucleotide messenger RNA. RefSeq names its product zinc fingers and homeoboxes 1 L homeolog (gene zhx1.L). The record is from RefSeq and is a predicted model, not a curated record. Gene Ontology annotation, molecular function: DNA-binding transcription factor activity, RNA polymerase II-specific; DNA binding. Bases 409 to 3051 code for a protein of 880 amino acids. The transcript has 3 exons. Gene Ontology annotation, biological process: regulation of transcription by RNA polymerase II. NCBI's taxonomy places the organism in Eukaryota, Metazoa, Chordata, Amphibia, Anura, Pipidae. Gene Ontology annotation, cellular component: nucleus.
UUUUACUGUAACCCCCCCCCCCCGCACACAAUCAUUUAUUGGUUUUUACUUCAGGGAAAUUAUUAUGAGUUUCGGGCGUGAGAGGAAUCGGUUGCCCGUUAGUCAGAUCCCCCGUGGGUUCGUCUAUUCCCAGCUCGGCCUGCUGCCGCGUCUCUGGGAUGUGUAAGAUAAAGAUGGCCGCCGUGCUGCUGCCGGAACAGGGGGAGGAGGCGGCGGCCGAGCGCUGAAGUUAACGGCCGGAUCAGGUACCUUGCACCAUCAUGGCACUUACUAAUACUGCACUACAGCUUCAAAUCAAAUGUUAAAAUACUUAACAUAAGCGAAAAAACUACAAAUAAGCCAUUUCAGAGGGUGUUUCCAUAGCAGGUAUUGCCACCUGCACCUUUCUCAAAGACUAUUUAUUGCACUAUGGCAAGUAAAAGGAAAUCCACAACACCAUGCAUGGUGCUCGCAAGCGAGCAUGAUCCUGAUCUGGAAGUUAAUUCUGAUACAGAAGAAAGGCCCCCUCUUCCUACACCAGUGGGGAACCCUGUUCCAGAGAACUCCUCAAGUGAAGAAGAUGUGGUAGAACCCAAUGAUUCAGACAAUCAACAAAAUAAAACUGUCGAAGGUGGUUACGAAUGUAAAUAUUGUUCUUUUCAGACUCCGGACUUAAAUAUGUUUACUUUCCACGUCGAUUCAGAGCACCCUAAUGUAGUGCUAAAUUCUUCCUAUUUUUGUGUGGAGUGUAACUUUCUAACUAAACGGUAUGAUUCUCUUUCCGAGCACAACAUGAAGUACCAUCCCGGAGAGGACAACUUUAAGUUAACCAUGGUCAAGCGCAACAACCAGACCAUUUUUGAACAAACGGUUAAUGAUUUAACGUUUGAUGGCAGUUUUGUUCAAGAGGAAAACCAGGAACAGGAUGAGCCUAACUCCCCUGGAAUCUCAAUUAGCAAGACGCCAAUCAUGAAAUUGAUGAAGGACAAGUCCGACAAGAAGCGGAUUACAGUAUCUCAAAACGCAGCCGACGACUGUGGAGAGGACACCGAUGUAAAAAGAGAGAUUGACCAAAAGGUGAAACUGCAAGAGGAGACCGAAAAAAAGGCACCACCACCUAUUUCAGAACCAGCUAAAACAAUGAAUAGCUUUAUCGCUAAUUCUCCAGAACUCACCAGUACUGUUGUAACUCCGGCAAAUGUUCUUCAAUCUGGCCUAGCACAAGUUAUCACGGCUGUUCAGGCACAACAGAAUUGCAACAUCGUUUCUAAAGUCUUAAUACCUUUAAAUAGCAUUCCCAGCUACAAUGCUGUCAUGGACAACAAUGCUCUGUUACUCAGUGCUUACAACAAUUUUCCCUACCCCACAGUCUCCGAAAUAAAACUUCUUACUUCUCAAACCAAAUUCACAGAAGAGCAGGUGAAAAUCUGGUUCUCUGCUCAGCGCCUCAAGCAUGGUGUGAGUUGGACACCUGAAGAAGUGGAAGAUGCUCGACGUAAGCAAUGUAACGGUACAGUUCAUACCAUCCCUCAGACAAUUACAGUGAUUCCUGCUCAGCUGUCCUCCGGUGCCAAUGGUUUGUCUUCUAUUUUUCAAACGUGCCAAAUAGUAGGUCAGCCAAGUCUUGUUCUCGCCCAGGUUGCAGGCACAAAUGCAUUACCUGUGACUACACCAAUAGCAUUAACUGUCGCUGGUGUUCGAAACACUGCCCAGCUGCAAAAGGCUCCACUGCCCACCACCCAACCAGCACCAGAAACAAAACGGGUGUUGACUAUCCCUGCUCCCCAAAUACCUAAGCAGGAACACAUCGGGAUGGGUUAUGAUGCUGGUAUGCGUUCAAAGAAAACAAAAGAACAGUUGAAUGCACUGAAAAUUAGCUACUUAAAAAGCCAAUUUCCGCAUAAUUCUGAAAUUGAACGCUUAAUGAAACUGACAGGUCUCACAAAAGGGGAGAUCAAAAAAUGGUUUAGUGAUACACGAUACAACCAAAGGAAUUCAAAGGGUAGUCAUGGUAUUCAUUUCACUAGUGAAGCUGGUGGCAUGAUCUUUGAUUCUGGUGAUGAAACAAUAGACUCUCCUACUCUCGUGCCACCACCACAACGUAGCAGGCAAUCUUGGAAUCCUUUUCCAGAUUUUACUCCUCAGAAGUUUAAGGAAAAGACUGCAGAACAACUUGAAACUUUAGAGGAGAGUUUUCUGAAAAACUCUGUACCUACGGAAGAGGAGGUGAACAAAUUAAGGGUUCAGACUAAACUAACACCAAGAGAGAUUGAUGCCUGGUUCUCAGAGAAAAGGAGAUCUACAGGCAUAAAGGAGGAAGCAAGUGACCUUAAUGAAAGUAAUGCAGGCCCUACUAUAAAAGAAGAGGUGGAAGCAAAUUUAAUGGAAAGUGAUGCUUUAGAAAAUAGGUCAGGGGCGAUAUUUGCUGCAAAGCUUGGAAAAAAGUCCCCAGAACAGUUGCACAUCCUUAAAAGUGCAUUCGUAAAUUCACAGUGGCCAUCAACUACAGAAUAUGAUAAGCUGGCGGAACAAACUGGACUUGCUAGAAGUGACAUUGUGGGAUGGUUUGGAGAUACAAGGUAUGCAUGUAAACAUAACAAUCUGAAAUGGUUCUACCAUUAUCAAGGGCAGAACCAGAAUGUUAUGAAUGGCCAAACGUCCUCUAGAAAAAGGGGCAGAGGAAGACCGAGAGGUAGAGGACGAGGAAGGUCUCGAGGUCGUCCAAAGGGUCAGAGAAGGACAAAUAAUUGGGAGAGGGUGACGGUGCCAAAACACAAAACUGGGAAAGCACUGCUCAAGGACUACUAUCUAACACAUAAAUUCCUUAAUGAGGAAGACCUCGAUGAAUUGGUUGCAAAAUCUCGCAUGGGCUAUGAGCAGGUGAGAGAAUGGUUUGCAGAAAGACUUCAAAGGGAGGAUGCUGGUCUGGAUCCCUUCGAUGAAGAGGAAGAAGACGAGGAUGACAUUUUGGAUGACCAAGAUGAGGAGGAAGAGAAUGAAGAUACUGACGACAGUGAUACCUGGGAGCCCCCAAGACAUGUUAGGCGCAGACUUUCUAAAAGGGAUGAUUGAUAUACUUCCAGUUACUGUGAGUGGAGUUCCUCUUCUCUCUUCGAAAAACCAGGAACCACCGAGGAUGAUGACUUUGGGGAGUGACGGAACUCUGCACUGUGCCAAAGUCACUGUUCGGCAGUCAGAGGACUUUACUGUAAAUAAAACUAUGUGGGCAGCACAUAACCUGUACAAUUCAGAUUUUAAUACAUUUUUACAACGUUCUUUCUUUUGUCUUGGUUAGUUGUAUUUUAUGUGGGGGCGGGGAGCUGAAAUAGCAGACAAAACAAUGACCACUAGUUUUUGUUCUAUCAUUAUAACCUUUUAUUUUUGUCUAGUGUACUUAUGUUUGAGAGUUGAGUUUUGCUGCCUGUGUUCUUUGUUCUGGAAUUUGCUUCUAGCUUUGAGCGACCAAAUAUUUUGCAGAGCAAAAAGAGCUACACGUCCCUGAACUACAAAGUCCUCAGCUCACUCUCUCUGCCGCUUCGCCUUUGCACAUUUUCGAAUUUCCCACUGAAACCCCCAUAUCAGUACAGCUCCCUGAGCUCCGUUCACAUUAAAUGUUUGAAUCCGCACCCUAUCUUUUCCCGAUCAGAUCAAGGUUUGUGUAGAGACUUUAUAUUCUGUCGGUGGGUAUUUGGAUUUUUUGCAGGGGUUUUCCAGUGGUGUUCAUUGUGAUUUUAUAGCUCUGCUUUGCAAACCAAAUCUGCUAAUAGAAACCUUGCAGCUACCAAUAAAAAUGAACUUGACUCUG